AUGAGCAUGAGUUUGGGUGUCCGUGGCCUAGCGUUAAGGUCCGUUUCUAAAACAUUAUUUAGCCAAGGCGUUCGUCGUCCUUCAAUGGUAAUUGGAGCCCGUUAUAUGUCCUCCACUCCAGAAAAACAGACAGAUCCAAAAGCGAAAGCUAACUCUAUCAUCAAUGCUAUUCCAGGUAAUAAUAUUUUGACAAAAACCGGGGUUUUGGGAACCUCUGCUGCUGCUGUCAUUUAUGCGAUUUCAAAUGAAUUGUACGUUAUCAACGAUGAAAGUAUUUUAUUACUGACUUUCUUAGGUUUCACUGGUUUAGUUGCAAAAUACUUGGCCCCAGCAUAUAAGGAUUUCGCUGAUGCGAGAAUGAAGAAAGUCUCCGAUGUUUUAAAUGCCUCGAGAAACAAACAUGUUGAAGCCGUUAAGGAUAGAAUCGACUCUGUCUCUCAAUUACAAAAUGUUGCUGAAACUACAAAGGUUUUGUUUGAUGUUUCCAAGGAAACUGUUGAACUUGAAAGUGAAGCUUUUGAAUUGAAACAAAAGGUGGAAUUGGCUCAUGAAGCAAAAGCGGUCUUAGAUUCAUGGGUUAGAUAUGAAGCUUCUUUACGCCAAUUGGAACAAAGGCAACUAGCAAAAUCUGUUAUUGCUAAAGUUCAGUCAGAAUUGGGAAAUCCAAAAUUCCAGGAUAAAGUUUUACAACAAUCUAUAUCUGAAAUUGAACAAUUGCUUUCCAAAUUGAAGUAA
Messenger RNA from Saccharomyces paradoxus, 735 nucleotides. RefSeq names its product F1F0 ATP synthase subunit 4 (gene ATP4). Gene Ontology annotation, biological process: proton motive force-driven ATP synthesis. The transcript has a single exon. Bases 1 to 735 code for a protein of 244 amino acids. Gene Ontology annotation, molecular function: proton transmembrane transporter activity. NCBI's taxonomy places the organism in Eukaryota, Fungi, Ascomycota, Saccharomycetes, Saccharomycetales, Saccharomycetaceae. The record is from RefSeq and is a predicted model, not a curated record.